CCGGAGAAGGGAGCCGGAGGGGUCCGCACGGGGGACCCGGCCCGGAGAGGUGGGUGCGUCCGAAGCCGACCAGUGAGCGAGCGGAGAGAGGGGGCCGCCCCGCCUCGCCCCCGGGACUCGACUCCCCGCCCCCAACCCGGAAGCCCGCGGCGGCGCGCGCAGCCCGCGCCCCCGACACCGACCCAGCACCAUGGCCGCGACCGCGCCCCUGCGCGACUGCCAGGCUUGGAAGGAUGCCGGGCUCCCUCUCUCAACCCCAAGCAACGAGGCCUGCAGGCUGUUUGAUGCCACCCUGACCCAGUACGUAAAAUGGACCAAUGACCAGAGUCUUGGUGGCAUUGAGGGCUGCCUGUCAAAGCUCAAAGCAGCAGAUCCAACCUUCGCCCUGGGCCACGCCAUCGCUAAUGGCCUCAUUCUGAUUGGCACUGGACGCUCCGUGAGGCUGGACAAAGAGCUGGACCUGGCCGUGAAGACGAUGGUGGAGAUUUCCAAAGCUCAGCCCCUGACGCAGCGGGAACGGCUGCACGUGUCUGCAGUAGAGACCUUUGCCAAGGGGAACCUUCCAAAAGCCUGUGAGCUGUGGGAACAGAUUCUCCAGGACUACCCGACAGACAUGUUGGCCCUGAAAUUUUCCCACGAUGCCUAUUUUUACCUGGGCUACCAGGAACAGAUGAGAGAUUCUGUGGCUCGAAUUUAUCCCUUCUGGACACCCGACAUACCCCUUAGCAGCUACGUGAAAGGCAUGUAUUCUUUCGGACUGAUGGAAACCAACUUCUACGAUCGGGCAGAAAAGCUCGCCAAAGAGGCUUUAUCUGUUAACCCGACGGACGCGUGGUCGGCGCACACCAUCGCCCAUAUCCAUGAGAUGAAAGCAGAGGUCCGGGAUGGAUUGGAGUUCAUGCAACGCUCGGAAACCCACUGGAAGGGCUCUGAUAUGCUUGCUUGUCAUAAUUAUUGGCACUGGGCUUUAUAUCUGAUUGAAGAGGGCGAAUACGAGGCCGCGUUGACCAUUUAUGAUGACCACAUCCUCCCCAGCCUGCAGCUCAGCGGGGCAAUGCUGGACGUGGUGGACAGCUGCUCCAUGCUCUACCGGCUGCAGAUGGAAGGGGUGUCUGUGGGUGAGCGGUGGCAGGAUGUCCUGUCUGUGACCCGGAAGCACAGCCGAGACCACGUCCUGCUCUUCAACGACGUGCACGUCCUGAUGGCGUCCCUGGGCGCUGGGGACUCCCAGACCACGCAGGAGCUGCUGAGCACCCUGCGGGACGCCAGCGAGUCCCCGGGGGAGAACUGCCAGCACCUCCUGGCCCGCGACGUGGGGCUGCCCUUGUGCCAGGCCCUGGUGGAGGCCCACAGCGGGAACCCCGACGGCGUCGUGGAGCUGCUCCUGCCCAUCCGCUACCGGACCGUCCAGAUCGGAGGCAGCAAUGCCCAGAGAGACGUCUUCAACCAGUUACUGAUUCACGCGGCCUUAACCUCCUCGUCCAGCACCCACAGGAACGUGGCCCGGAGCCUUCUGAUGGAGCGAGACGCCUCGAAGCCCAACUCCCCACUGACUGCGAGGCUCAUACGCAGGGCGGCCGCCGUCCACCUCCUGCAGUGAGAGCCGGCCUGGCCGCCUGCCCCGCGGAGCCUCCCCGGCCGUCAGACCAGCUGCCACACUGGCUGGCUUCGCAGGGUUACGAGUAGCUGGAGCCUGUUGAUUAGGCCUGUAAAGCGCGAAGCCCUGUAACCAGCAGCGUUACAGGAAGAGGGGACAGAAAUCAAUUUGCAGCAUGAUUCUGAAUCUUCUAAUCCUCGUUAAGGGCCAGGGUGCAGUUUUAAGCAGUCAGAGCCGAGGUGGGGACCGCUGUUCCACUUGCCUUGCAAAUUGUAUUUUCCCAGGGGACCCUUAUGCCUUCUGGUCGGUCAAGGGUCGGAAGGGUUGGUGCCGGGCUCAGCUGGGGGAGGGGAGUCUCCUACGCAGCCCCUGGGGGCACCCCUCCCCCCCAGCCUAGGCUGCCCCUGGGAUAAACCCCUGCAUUCUGUCUUCCUCCCUGUAUUCCAGGAAGGUUCUGUUGUCCCACCUUUUGGGUGAGGGUACCAAUGGGGGGGGUGACUUGCCCAGGGUCACAGCUAGCGGAGGCCCUGCUGGCAUUUACCCCAGGCCCCUGUGCUUCCUGGGAGAGGGACCCCCACCUUGCUGCCCGGGGCCUCGGCCCUUCUGCUGUCUCUGCAGAGAUGUCCUCAAGCUUCUCGCUGGGCUUUGGUGGCGCUGGUUUGGGCUUGUUUUCUCUUUAUUCUAAGCUGCACUUCGUAAAGGGGCCUCGGGUACCUGGUUUCCUUUGUCAGCCAUGCUUUUUUUUUUUUUUU
Molecule: messenger RNA, 2349 nt
Organism: Physeter macrocephalus (sperm whale)
Lineage: Eukaryota; Metazoa; Chordata; Mammalia; Artiodactyla; Physeteridae
Gene: TTC38
Product: tetratricopeptide repeat domain 38
Exons: 14
Coding region: 191-1600 (469 amino acids)
Molecular function (GO): protein binding
Source: RefSeq, a predicted model, not a curated record